Molecule: messenger RNA, 1059 nt
Organism: Cornus florida
Lineage: Eukaryota; Viridiplantae; Streptophyta; Magnoliopsida; Cornales; Cornaceae
Exons: 4
Coding region: 1-1059 (352 amino acids)
Source: RefSeq, a predicted model, not a curated record
AUGAUAGCUGGUUUUAAGCUAGGUUGUAGGCCACUAAUUGGUGUAGAUGGAUGCUUCCUAAAGGGACCAUAUGGUGGUCAUCUACUUAGUGCAGUGUCUAUUGAUAGUAAUGGUCAAAUGUUUCCAGUUGUAUUUGUAGUAGUGGAAUCAGAGACUAGAGGUUCCUGGGAAUGGUUCGUGGGAGAGUUCCAGGAUGUUGUAGAGCCAUACCAUGAUAUAACCUUUAUAUCUCACAGACAAAAGGGUUUAGUAGAAACCUUUGAUUCACUUAUGGAAGGGUCAGAUCACAAGUUUUGUGUGAGACAUCUUUAUGAUAAUUUUAAGCUGAGAGACUUGAAUGUUGAAGCUUAUGAUUGGUCAACAAAGGUGCCAACUAAAUUGUGGGCAAGGUCAUCCUUCACUGAAACUUCAAAAAAUGAUAUACUCAUUAAUAACAUUUGUGAAAGUUGGAAUGUUGUAAUUCUUGAAGCAAGGGAUAAACCAAUAAUCUACAUGCUUGAAUGGAUUAGAAGACAUCGAAUGCUAAGGUUCCAGUGUAAGAAAGAGUGGAUGCAUACACAAUUUGGCUUCUUAUGUCCAGAUAUACAAAAGGCAUUGAACAAAGUCAAACAGCAAGCUACCAUGUGUAAAGUUCAUUAUGCUAGUAAGAACAAGCAUGUUGUGGCAUGUAUUUUCAUUAAGAGGGACUCUCUUGAGGCAUAUGUUCACCCAUUUUAUCAGAGGGAAACCUAUGUGAAGUGUUACAGUGGCAUGAUCAUUCCCAUUCCAAUGGAAAAGUUAAUGAAAACUGGCACUAUUGACCCAUUGCUUCCACCACACUAUAGGAAACCCAUUGGUAGGCCAAAAAAGGCUAGAAAUAAGAAGAAUGAUGAUCCCAAAGUUACAACCAAGCUUAGCAGAUCAAUGGUUGGUCUAAAAUGUACCAAGUGCAAAAAGAAUGGGCAUAACUCAAGGACUUGCAAAUUACCUGAGCCUUUGAUCAUUGACAGACCUCCACCAAGGAGGGAGGUAGACCACCAAAUAUUGGAAGAGGGAAAGCAAGAGGACCUGCUGGGAUGA